UCUCCUCCUCCUCUCUCUCCCUCCCCCUCUCUAAAGCUAUUUUCACUUUUCACUUGUCACUUUUCGUUGUUUCUACAGAGAUAGUGCUUUAAAAGAUCAGGAUUUGUGACUGAACUGGGUCUUCUCCAUUCGGUUGUUUCUGAAAACUACAUAGCUGUUUCAUUUCUCACUCUUGUUGAACUAUUUUACGGGAGAAUUGUUGAGGAACUCAAUGCUAGUUACCAUGAAAUGGCAUGGGCUUGCUUGUCAAAAGGGUGUGUAUUUUCCAAACAAUGGUAAAGAUAGAAAUUGUUGUAGAAGUUCUUGCUGUGGUGGAUAUGGUUGUUCAGCUAUGAAAACAAGGAGAAUUCAUGUGGGAACAUGUGAGCUCAAUGUGGUUUCCGUGUCAAUGAAGGGUCUUACUUGGUUUGGAUGUGUUCGAUUGAAGUUGCCUCAGAUGGGUUUGCAAUUCGGGUCCAUUACAAUGAGAAAUUCGCUGGCUGUAUCAGGCGUGGUAGCUUGUAAUGAAUCUAAGUUGGUUUCCGAAGAUAACAGACAAAAAGAAUUGAUUCGAAGAGGAAUAGACCAAUUUGAUAAGGAUCCUCUUGGACAAAAAUUACCUCCUUGGGGAAUUGUCAGUGACAAUUCUGAGUUGGUUUCUAAUGAAAAGGAAGAACAAGACUUGGUUGAGAGUGGAAAAGACCAAUUUGACAUGGAUUCUUGUGGACAGAAUUUGCCACUUCAGCAGGGAUCAGAUAUUAAUAAUGAAAAAAUUGUUCAGUCACCAUCACUUUUAAACAAUAGGGUUACUGUUAAUGAAAGUAGGGUGCAUUUUUUAGAGGAAACUGAUGAAAAUGAGUUAUCAAGAAGGAUUUUGAUGCUUAGUAGAUCUAACAAGAUUAGAAGUGCACUGCAGUUGCUUAGGUCCAUGGAAUUCUCAGGCCUCCAACCUAACAGACAUGCUUGUAACUCUCUUCUCUCUUGCCUUAUAAGACACGAACUGCAUGAGGAUGCUUUGAGAGUUUUUGAGUACAUGAAGAAAAAUGAGAUCACAACAGGCCAUGCAUAUAGCUUAAUACUGAAAGCAGUUGCAAGUACCAAGGGUUGUGAUUCAGCACUUGAUAUGUUUACUGAAUUGGAAGCAUUUUCCAGAGAGAAGAAGGAUUUUGAUGUAAUUGUUUACAACACAAUGAUAUCUGUUUGUGGCAAGGAGAAAAAUUGGGUUGAAACUGAAAGAAUAUGGAGAAGUAUGAAGGAAAAUGGCUAUCAUGGAACACAAGUUACUUACUCACUUUUAGUUAGCAUUUUUGUUCGUUGCGGUCGGAAUGAGCUAGCUCUUGAAGCUUACAGCGAAAUGGUUCAAAAUGGUUUGAAACCAAGAGAGGAUACACUGCAUGCUGUUAUUGGUGCAUGUUCAAAGAAGGGAAAUUGGGACUUGGCUCUGAAUAUCUUCCAAAAUAUGUUGGAUCAUGGGCUGAAGCCAAAUCUUAUUGCAUGUAAUGCAUUGAUUAAUUUACUUGGGAAAGCAGGGGAAAUCAAACUAGCAUUUAAGGUCUUUAAAAUUCUCAAGUCUUUGGGUCAUACACCUGAUGAGUACACAUGGAAUGCAUUGCUCAGUGGUCUAUACAGGGCAAAUCAACAUGUUGAUGCUCUUCUGCUCUUUGAGAGACUAAAAAGAGAACAAAAUUCUCUAUUAAAUGAACAUUUAUACAACACUGCUCUGAUGUCAUGCCAGAAACUCGGUUUAUGGGAUAGAGCUCUUCAGCUUGUAUGGCAGGCGGAAGCUUCUGGGCUUUCAGUUUCAACAGCAUCUUAUAAUCUUGCUAUUGGUGCUUGUGAAGUUGCUAGAAAGCCAGAAGUUGCUUUGGAAGUUUAUGAGCACAUGGUUCACCAGAAGUGCCCUCCAGACACAUUUACCUAUUUGUCGUUGAUAAGAAGUUGCAUUUGGGCAUCUCUUUGGGAUGAGGUGGAGGAAAUACUAGAUCAAGUUGCACCAGAUGUCUCCCUCUACAAUGCUGUAAUCCAUGGAAUGUGCUUAAGAGGCAAGACUGAAUCAGCAAAGAAGCUGUACAUGAAAAUGGGCAAGAGCGGUCUAAAACCAGAUGGGGCCUUGAUGCUCCAGAACUUGCGGAAGAAUUCAACUAAAAGAAGCAGGUUUUCUACCUGCCGUAGAUAAUCCACAUGGAAUCAUAUCCUUAGUACUGUAACUUAACAUCUAGGAAGAGAACACAAAUGAAAGAGCAUGCUGUCGAUCGUUGUUUUGAGUCUUUUGACUUCUGCAAAUAUCAUGGGACAUAGUUGUGCCAUGAUAUAGCAAAGUAAAUUACCCAUGUCUAGUCUUUAGCUAUACAAAAUAUCCCAGUUCCAAUGC
This is a messenger RNA of Populus trichocarpa (black cottonwood), 2350 nucleotides long. Its product is annotated as pentatricopeptide repeat-containing protein At3g29290. NCBI's taxonomy places the organism in Eukaryota, Viridiplantae, Streptophyta, Magnoliopsida, Malpighiales, Salicaceae. Bases 212 to 2155 code for a protein of 647 amino acids. The record is from RefSeq and is a predicted model, not a curated record. Gene Ontology annotation, molecular function: protein binding. The transcript has 3 exons.